AUGACAACGUACAAGAUCGCUUGCAUCGGGGCGGGCUACGUAGGCGGGCCGACUAUGAGCAUGAUCGCCUACAAGUGCCCGGACAUCGAGGUUGUUGUGCUUGAUAUCAAUGAAGAGCGCAUCAAGGCGUGGAACAGCGACAAGUUGCCCAUCUACGAGCCUGGGCUGGAGGAGGUGGUGAAUGCGGUGCGCGGGAAGAACCUGUUCUUCUCUACGGACACCACCAAGCACCUGGGCGAGGCUGACAUGAUUUUUGUCAGCGUCAACACGCCCACCAAAACAAGCGGCAUCGGCGCGGGUCGUGCGGCCGACCUGACCUACUGGGAGGGCGCCGCGCGCAUGAUCGCGAGCGUGUCUAAGAGCAGCAAGAUCGUGGUGGAGAAGAGCACCGUGCCCGUCAAGACUGCAGAGGCAAUCUCGAAGGUGCUCCAGCGCAACUGCAGCGACCCCGGGGUCAACUUUGAGAUCCUGUCGAACCCAGAGUUCCUGGCGGAAGGCACCGCCAUGGACGACCUGCGCAUGCCGGACCGCGUGCUGAUCGGCGGCCAGGAGACGCCCAGCGGCCAGGCGGCCCUGGAGAAGCUCAAGUGGGUGUACGCCCACUGGAUCCCCGAGGAGCGCAUCCUGCUGGCCAACUUGUGGAGCGCUGAGCUGGCAAAGCUGACGGCCAACGCCAUGCUGGCGCAGCGCAUCAGCAGCGUCAACGCCAUCAGCGCGCUCUGCGAGGCCACCGGCGCCGACGUGUCGCAGGUGGCGUUUGCCAUUGGCAUGGACAGCCGCAUCGGCCCCAAGUUCCUGCAGGCCAGCGUGGGCUUUGGCGGCAGCUGCUUCCAAAAGGACAUCCUCAACCUCUGCUACGUCUGCGAGACCGUUGGGCUCAAGGAGGUGCGGGCCGCGGGUUGA
Molecule: messenger RNA, 903 nt
Organism: Monoraphidium neglectum
Lineage: Eukaryota; Viridiplantae; Chlorophyta; Chlorophyceae; Sphaeropleales; Selenastraceae
Product: UDPglucose 6-dehydrogenase
Exons: 7
Coding region: 1-903 (300 amino acids)
Biological process (GO): glycosaminoglycan biosynthetic process; polysaccharide biosynthetic process
Cellular component (GO): nucleus; cytosol
Molecular function (GO): UDP-glucose 6-dehydrogenase activity; NAD binding
Source: RefSeq, a predicted model, not a curated record